Adineta ricciae is the source of this 1617-nucleotide messenger RNA. The record is from the annotation of a GenBank genome assembly. Lineage: Eukaryota; Metazoa; Rotifera; Eurotatoria; Adinetida; Adinetidae.
AUGCCAACGGUACUUUUAAUUGACUGUUCGUUGGGUAUGGCUGAACGUUUCUCACUGACGAUCAAACAAGGUGAUAACAUGGCCACAACGAUGAACAUCGAAAAACGUAGUUUAAUUGCGAAAAUAAUCGAAGCAUUAAUGACCAAUGUUACUACUCCAACAAAACUUGAUACCAUGAGUGUGGUACUCUUUGCGGGUGAAGAUACAAUCAAGAUUGUACAAAAUUUUACAAAGAAUUCCGAUGAUAUCAUCAAAUCUGUUCAAAAAGUACCAAUUUUUGGUGAUUUGUCAUUAAGAUCAGCGAUUGAGUUUUCGAAAAAAUAUUUAACUACCGCAUUCGGUGCUCAACGAUCACAAAAAAUUCUGGUCUUUACAGAUAGUUCACAUCGCGAUGAUGAGCUGUUGAAUAAAAAUUUCACACAAUCCAACAUUCAAAUGGAUGUGGAUUUACGAAAACCAGCAGUGGCCGAUGAACACAACAAAGUAUCUUCAUCGAACUCGCACACCGAUGUUUCAUUUGUCUGCAUUCGAAAACCAUCGAAUAGCGAUCGUGCACGGUUAGAAGAUCUAACAACUCAAGCACAGUGUUCUUUUUCCAAGAUCUAUUGGUUACUAAAACGAGAAAAAGAAAACAAUUCAACAGUUACACAAGAUAUGAUCAAAGACAUGAUUACAAACAUCAAAGCUGAUCUAACAGAUAUAUUUGUUUCUGUACUUAAAUGUGGCCAUUACGAAUCUCAACUUGCGGUUUAUCCUAUCAUCAAACCCGCAAUUCUACAAACAACCGGUGAAUUACUCCAGCCUUCAAAUACAUUGACUGUCAAUGGUUUUAUUGAACUAUCCUCGAUUCGUAGCGCAAUGGCAACAUCAAAACAUAUACUGCUACCAAUUCAACGAUAUACUCGACCACAGCCAGCAGUACCUAUGUUUGCCACAAAGAAAUCAGCCGUAGGAGCAACAACUGCGUCUACAACCCCAUCAAGUCCUUCUGUAUCACAUCAAAAGAAGUUGAACACAACAAAUAAUCUCUACUAUCUUUUGUUAAUAUCACUGAAAAAGGAAAAAUCUGCUGCACUAGUUUCUAUCAACGAUCAAUGGUAUGGCGCGAUUCAUUGUCAAAAAUUCGAACGGAAGAAAAAAUCCAGUCGACUAAUCCUGUCAGUUUUCGAACCCGGUGAUUGCAUUCCAUGGAUCUCUAGUUUCGAGCGUCUUGGACCCUACGCUAUGGUAUUCCCUCCUGAUAAUCACGGUGAAUUAGCCUAUAAGAAACAACCAUGGCCAGUGAAACCUUUUGCACGAAGUUAUGCAGAAACAUUUCUGAUUUGGUGUCGACAGAAUAACUUCCAAAAUGAUAUCAACAAGUUUGUUCGUGCUUCGGCUAAACUACCGGACAAAGUGAAUAUAUUUCACCGAGAGCUGAAUAAGAUCUGUCGUGGUGCAUUUAUUUACGGUCUUCGCGAACGAUUAUUUCAUUUAUUGCAAAAAUUAUUCCAACGUCAAAUUCAAACGGGUAAAAUCAAACCCGAAGGUGUCAAACACGUGCAAAACAUCAUCAAUUACAUGAAUCGUCUUAGUUCCUCGGAUCGUUAUAUAAAAUUUGAAGAAAUGUCUACAUAG